Molecule: messenger RNA, 603 nt
Organism: Enterobius vermicularis (human pinworm)
Lineage: Eukaryota; Metazoa; Nematoda; Chromadorea; Rhabditida; Oxyuridae
Source: the annotation of a GenBank genome assembly
UUAGAUUCUACAGACUUUGCGGUUGUGGCUUCUGGAUCAAGAAAAGGGUCAGCUGUGAGGACUGAUAACGGAAGUUCGUCUAAAAAAGAAUUAAGUGUUCGUUUUGCGGAUGAUGUAAAAGAUGAAGAUGGUCCGUCAUCUGUAGACUUUCGGGCAUCUACGUCAGCAUCUAGUCCGACUGAUACCUCGAAGGAUACUGAAGAUGAGGAUGAAGACAUAGAAGCUGCCAUGCCUAGUACAAAAUUGAACGUAGAGGAUGAAAUAUUGCGUCAAAAGAUGCAGGUUUUGGUUGCCAACUUCUCCUCUGAACAGUUGGCUAGAUACGAAUGCUUCCGACGUUCUUCUUUUCCGAAGAGUGUUAUAAGAAAGCUGAUUCAUCAGGCAGCAGGUGUAACUCCUGGUCAAAAUGUCGUUAUAGCUAUAGCAGGAUUAGCAAAAGUUUUUGCCGGAGAGCUUGUUGAAGAAGCAUUGGAUAUUCAGAAGAACAUGGGUGAAGAUUCUGAACCAUUAAAGCCACAUCAUGUUCUGCUUGCAUAUCAAAGUUUGUAUGACAAGGGAAAGUUAUUUCCUCCAUUUGGAUCACGUAGAAGUUUUUUUUUGUAG